AAAGACUUGGAAAAAGAGCAGCUGAAAACUCUCAAGAAGGUAGCCAAGCGUUUUGAAAACGGGCUUGUAUCCUUUUUGCCACUGUACAAUUCUGAAGUCAUGGUGUUUUAUAUAUUCAGUGCUGAACUUCCAGUGAGUUCAGCUGGUUAUUUGAUGAGGGUGCCAAGCUCUCAAGUUAGAAUACAAAUCUGUAAGUGUGUUGUUAGCUUUUAUAAUAUGGAGCCACCAAGAAAACUACUUUCAGGUUACCAGCCAACAAGUGCAAACUAUAAAAUUCAGAUGGCUGAAUUAGGAGGAUUAGCAGAAACUCUCGUUUUGUCACUAGCACUAGUUGAAAAUCAACUUACUGAGAAGUUGUGGGUACUUAAAGCUCUCCAGCAUCUCUCCAGCUCUGGAGUAAAUUGCAGACUUAUGAUGAAGGCCCAAGCAGCCAGCAGACUCUGUUUGUAUCUAAAUGGUGUUGAUCCCUCAGGACAGCUGGUGUUCCGCUCCUCAGAAAUCCUAUGGAACCUGUUAGAAAACACCUCAAAAGAAGAAGUUGUUAAUCAGCUCAGUAGCUUGGAAUGUGUACAUGCUUUGAAAGAAGUAUUUGUAGACCUUCUCAUGCAUGGUUUCCGGCAUUAUGAUCGUCAGCUACGGAAUGACCUCUUGGUGAUUGCCACAUUGCUAGCUGAAAACCCUGCUGCACCUAUGAUUGUAAGUAUUUAUAGUUAUAUUCUGGAGACCAAUAACUUCUCCCUUGCUAUUAUAUACUCA
Pelecanus crispus (Dalmatian pelican) is the source of this 756-nucleotide messenger RNA. NCBI's taxonomy places the organism in Eukaryota, Metazoa, Chordata, Aves, Pelecaniformes, Pelecanidae. The record is from RefSeq and is a predicted model, not a curated record.